This is a messenger RNA of Diaporthe citri, 3969 nucleotides long. RefSeq lists its product as uncharacterized. Gene Ontology annotation, molecular function: protein binding; tRNA binding. Bases 1 to 3969 code for a protein of 1322 amino acids. Gene Ontology annotation, cellular component: elongator holoenzyme complex; cytosol. The transcript is spliced from 4 exons. The record is from RefSeq and is a predicted model, not a curated record. Gene Ontology annotation, biological process: tRNA wobble base 5-methoxycarbonylmethyl-2-thiouridinylation. Lineage: Eukaryota; Fungi; Ascomycota; Sordariomycetes; Diaporthales; Diaporthaceae.
AUGAGAAAUCUUCGCAACAUCUGCCACAGAGUCGGCAAGGCCCCGUCAGAUAUCUCGGCAACAUGCUGGGACCCCAGCAAGGAUGAGGUGCUCGUCACCUGCGGCCCGAAUACCCCCGACCAGAAGAUCGAGCUCCUAAGAGUGGUCGACGAUGUCACCCGUCAGGACCCGGCACUCCCACUGCUGUGCGAACGUAUAGCCUCGUGGGAUGCGCCGAGUCCAAACCCAGACGUGCCUGUCGACCGAGUUGUGAGUCUCCACUACUUUAGUGACACGACGACGGCAUGUCUCGUCCUCGAGGGAGGCGACCUCAUUGUUGUGCAGGAGGGCUUGAGUCCUGGGGAUGUCCACAUCGAGAUCAUGGGCUCUAUAGACGCCGGCAUCACGUCUGCACGGUGGUCGCCGGACGAGGAGCUGCUGCUCAUCGCCACCAAGGACGGGAAAGUGGUCUUCAUGAGCCGCAGUUUCGAUGGUAUCGCCGAGGCAGCCAUGACCUCUGCCGAUCUUGCAUCGUCCAAGCACGUCAGUGUCGGCUGGGGCAAGAAGGAGACCCAGUUCCAGGGCAGGGGAGCCAAGGCAAAGGCUCUUCGUGAUCCCACGAUACCCGACAAGAUCGACCAGGGAACGGUCAGCCCCAACGACGACGGGCGCACGGUGGUCAGCUGGAGAGGAGACGGCGCCUAUGUUGCCAUCAAUACCGUCGAGGCUGCGUCAAGAAGAGUCAUACGCGUCUACAGCCGAGAGGGCGUUCUCGAUAGCGUGAGCGAGCCGGUCGACGGCCUGGAAGGUGCUUUGAGCUGGAGACCCGCCGGGAAUCUGCUGGCUGGCAUCCAGCGCUUUGCUGACCACGUUGAUGUUGUCUUCUUUGAGAGGAACGGACUGAGGCAUGGCCAGUUCACAAUACGCUCGACCGAGCCUCUUGAUGACCCCUCCUUGAACAUCGGCCUGCAAUGGAACGCAGACUCGACGGUGCUCGCAGUCUCGUUUGCCAGCACCGUGCAGCUUUGGACCACGGGCAACUAUCACUGGUACUUGAAGCAAGAGAUCCUCCUGAAAUCACCUUUUUCGCACGCCUCAUGGCACCCGGAGAAGGCUUUGCGCCUCGCAGUUGCCGACACAGACAACAUACUUCAUACCGAGUUCGCUUUCGUUGUGACGCGAGGCUCGCUAAUGCCACCCGAUGACUUCGGAGCGGUUGCUGUCAUCGAUGGUAAGACGGUUAAAAUAACACCAUUCCGGACCGCGAACGUGCCUCCACCCAUGGCCAUGCUCGAAAUUACGGCCAGCCAUACCGUAAUCGACAUUGCUUUCGCCCCUAACAACGAGACGAUGGCUGUAUUGCACCACAAUGGCGUCGACCUGUACGAGUGGCAGACGAAGAAUGGUCGAUCACUGGUUCCAAGACUUCUCACCAAAUUCGAUUCUGAAAUGGACGGUUUGAUGAGAACAGCCCUUCAGGUUUGCUUUGCAUCGAGCUACGAGCCUCGUGUGCUCUACUUCAACGACGGGCUCAACAUUUGCCGGCUGAGCUUCAAGUGCGACGCCGGCGACCUCAUAAUUGAUGACUUGACUCCGCUUGAGGAGGAGGUCCUCUUCACACAAACGGCCUCCUUCACGAACGCAUCGGACAGUGGGUCUCUCGCUGAGGCCUGUGUUCAAGCCAGAUCUGGGAAGCUCUUUCGCUUGUCAGAGAAGGAUGAUGCAUUGGGGCCCAUGGUUGUCCGCUUUCCACUUCAACUCCCAUGGGUUGAAACCUUUGAGAUCGGCGGCGAAUUUAUCGCUUUUGGUUUGUCAAGAAGUGGCCAUCUCUACGCAAACUCUCAGUUACUCGUCAAGAAUUGUACCUCGUUCCUGGUCACAUGCGACCAUCUGAUAUUCACCACAAGUAACCACUUACUGAAGUUUGCCCAUCUGGGCAGGCCAGAAGAUCUCAACCUACCUGCUGAUGACCCGGAGAACGAUGAGAGAUGCCGAAGCAUCGAAAGGGGCGCCAGACUUGUCACAGCCAUGCCAACAACCAUGAGUGUCGUGCUCCAGAUGCCUCGCGGUAACCUGGAAACCAUCUACCCUCGGGCCAUGGUCCUGGCCGGUAUUCGGUCCUUGAUUGAUGCCAAGGAAUAUGGCAAGGCCUUCGCUCACUGCAGAACACAACGAGUGGACAUGAACAUACUCUAUGACCAUAAGCCGGACCAAUUCCUAUCGAACGUUGGCCUUUUUCUAGACCAGCUUGGCGACGUGGCACAUAUCGACUUGUUCUUGGCCUCACUCGGCGAGGACGAUGUGACGAAGACGAUGUACAAGAACACAAAGACUUCCAAGGAGACGGCAAUGGAAGAUUCGAACGCACCACCUCAAGAGAACUUCGCCACUGUCGGCAAUGGGACUUCCUCCAAGGUGAACAAAAUAUGUGACUCUGUUUUGGAAACACUCCAGGGCCGAAAAGACACAAACCUACAGAACAUCAUCACUGCCAACGUCUGCAAGAACCCACCAGCUCUCGAAGAUGGCCUGAUUGUAGUUGCGAAGUUGAUGCAGGACGAUGAGACAAUGGCCGAGAAGGCUGUUGAGCACAUAUGCUUCUUGCAAGACGUCAAUAGACUUUAUGACCAUGCGCUGGGACUUUACAACCUGGACCUUGCUCUACUGGUUGCCCAGCAAUCACAACGAGAUCCGCGGGAGUACCUGCCAUUUAUCCAAGAUCUACACCAACUACCUGAGCUCAGACGAAAGUUCGCUAUCGAUGACCACCUGGACCGGCGGGAGAAAGCCUUACAACACUUACACGCCAUCAGUGUCUUUGACGAAGUCCAGAACUAUACGACGAAAUACAAGCUGUACCAGACCGCACUGCGGCUUUAUCGCUAUGAACCCGAGCGACACAGGAUUCUCACAGACCUGUAUGCCAACUACCUUGAAUCCCAGUCCAAGAACCGUGAAGCCGGCCUCGCCUACGAAUCCCUAAACAACUUCGCCCGCGCCACUGCCUGCUACCGGGCUGCUGGCGCUACCUGCUGGCGCGAAUGUCUUUUCACUGCCCAGCAGCAGGACCCACCCAUGUCAGCAGACUCAUUUUCUGAGCUCGCCACGACCCUGGCAGAAGCACUCUGGGAGGCAAAGGGCUACUCCUCCGCGGCGACGAUACACCUCGAGUACCUCGACUCCCUGGAGCAGGCGAUCAGGUGCCUGUGCAAGGGCUACCACUUCGCGGACGCGAUGCGGCUGGCGGCGCGCCGCGGGCGAGGAGACCUCCUCGAGACCGCCGUGGACGCGGGCCUCGCGGACGCGCUGUCGGGCACGACCGAGUUCCUGGCGGACUGCAAGGCGCAGCUCCGGGCGCAGGUGCCGCGGCUGGCGGAGCUCCGGCGCAAGGCGAUCGAGGACCCGCUGGCCUUCUACGAGGGCGAGCGGCCGGGCGCCCUGGCGGACCUGCCGGACGACGUGUCCGUCGCGGCCUCGUCGCGCGUCAGCACCAGCGCGUCGCUGUUCACGCGGUACACGGGCAAGCAGGGCAGCGUCGGCACGCUGGGGUCCAACGUGUCGCGCGCGACGAGCAAGAACCGCCGGCGCGAGGAGAAGAAACGCGCCCGGGGCCGCAAGGGCACCGUCUAUGAGGCUGAGUACCUCGUCAACAGCGUGCGCCGGCUGGUGGAGCGCGUAGAGGGGAGCAAGGGGGAGGCCGAGAGGCUUGUGUUCGGGCUCAUGCGGAGGGGCAUGGCGGAGCGCGCCAGGGCCGUCGAGGCUCUCAUGGACGAGGUUGUCACCGCCUGUAGGGCUGCCGUGGUCGAGGUAUUUGGGGAGCCCGAGGACCAGCAGCAGGCGCAGGAGGAUGAGCUGGGCGCGACGGGCGCGGAGGAGUACAGGCCGACCGGGCCGGAUGCGGUGCUCCACGCCUCGUUGGACGCCGUGAACGGCCGGCAGCUUGCUCCUGUCAUCACGGCAUUUUCAAAACUGACUCUUCUGGGCCAAUGA